AUGUCCUCCGAGCCUCCCACGAUCCGCGAGCCAGACCAGGAUGUAGAUUUUGACGGCAUGGACGGCGACUCUCUGCUGAGACAGCCCAAAUUCCAAGAGAGUCUGAAGUUCUUAGAAGAUGUGAAAACUCAGGAAGAAGCCGACAGGAACAUUGCGGAGAUCCAUGCCAAAGUCACAAUCCUAUUUCACGGACAUCAGGAUCUGCUGGACAGAUUUGAGAGUACACUUCCGGCCGAAUAUUUUCACCAAAGGGCUAGAUCUGAGGGUCAGAUGUAA
Colletotrichum chrysophilum is the source of this 276-nucleotide messenger RNA. RefSeq lists its product as uncharacterized. Gene Ontology annotation, biological process: regulation of DNA-templated transcription. The transcript is spliced from 2 exons. NCBI's taxonomy places the organism in Eukaryota, Fungi, Ascomycota, Sordariomycetes, Glomerellales, Glomerellaceae. The record is from RefSeq and is a predicted model, not a curated record. The coding region runs from base 1 to 276 and encodes 91 amino acids.